AUGGCUACCGAGGACGAUAAUUUCGAUAUUGACAUCUAUGGUGAGGGCACUUACAGUGCCAAUGAGCCUGGUGCGCAGGAAGACUCGGAGCUUGUUCUAGACGCUCCUGAGAACUUGCCCGCAUCCAACAAUGCUUCGGCAAACCCCACCCCUACUCAGCAGGAAAGCGCGGCUCCCUCUCAGCCUCAGCCUGCCCAGGCCAACGCUUCCCAGCAGCAAGCUCAGUCCAAUCCUCUUCCUACCGGACCAGCCACCCAAGGCACUAAGCGCAAGGGAAUCGACGAGCAGGCCGACCCGGAUGCGACCACUGCAUUGCUAGUUUCGGAGCUUGCCUGGUGGGAAACUGAGGAUGAUAUCCGUGCAUGGACAAACCAGGCCGGAGUCGAACCGCAACUCAAGGAAGUGACCUUCAGCGAGCACAAGGUCAAUGGCAAGAGCAAAGGUCAAGCCUUCGUCGAAUUUACUACCCCUCAGGCAUCAACUGCUACCAAGAACUGCAUUGAAGCCAACAAUGUGCCCGGUCGCAAGCAUAUCGCAGUUUACACUAGCCCUCAGCCCAACCCAUUCAAGACUCUGCCAAAGGAUGCCCCAAUGCGCCGCGAUGGCGGUCGCGGCGGCCAUGGCCCCGGCGGCGGUGGUGGCGGAUAUGGCGGCGGUGGCGGCGGUGGCUACAACAUGAACAACCACGGCGGCGGUGGAUUCCGCGGUGGCCGAGGCGGCUACAACAACCGUGGCAUGGGUGGUAACAUGAACUACAACCGCGGCGGCUUUAACCAGAUGGGUGGAUUCCCGGGUGGUGGUGCCCCAAACAAUUUCCAAGGUCAAAUGGGCGGCAUGCCUAACUACGGAUUUAACAACAACCGUGGCGGAAACAUGAUGGGCGGUGGCAUGCGCGGUGCUGCUGCUAUGCGCGGUGGCCGUGGCGGAAACAUGAUGGGUAUGCCCGGUAUGAACCCUGGCAUGAACCCGAUGGGUGGAAUGAACCCGAUGGCUGCUAUGAACCCAAUGGCCGGAAUGAACCCGAUGAUGGGUGGCAUGGGAGCAAUGGGAGCAAUGGGAGCGAACAUGGGCGGAAACAUGAUGCAGGGACAACCUCCCUUCCAAGGUGGCCCAGCCCAGCCCUUCAACCCCGGCCAGAACCAGGGUCAAGGGGGUUUCCACAACCCCAAUCAGGGGGGUGGCUCCGGCUCCGGUGAGGGUUCCUGGAACCCCCAUGGAGCCAAGCGCAGUCGCCAGGACUAG
Molecule: messenger RNA, 1242 nt
Organism: Penicillium soppii
Lineage: Eukaryota; Fungi; Ascomycota; Eurotiomycetes; Eurotiales; Aspergillaceae
Exons: 3
Coding region: 1-1242 (413 amino acids)
Biological process (GO): mRNA alternative polyadenylation
Cellular component (GO): mRNA cleavage and polyadenylation specificity factor complex
Molecular function (GO): mRNA binding
Source: RefSeq, a predicted model, not a curated record